AUGGAUAGCGCGAUGCGAAUCCUAUUAUCCAAAUUGGCCCGAACUUGGAUUGUGGACGAGAAAAAGGACGAUGGUUACACCGCACUGCACUUGGCCUCGUUGAACAACCACGUAGAGGUGGCCGAACUGCUCGUACAACAGGGUAAGGCCAAUAUGGACCUCCAGAACGUGAACCUCCAGACACCGUUGCACUUGGCUGUGGAGCGGCAACACAUCCAAAUCGUACGACUACUGGUGCGCGAGGCGUGUAAUCUCAAUAUACCCGACAAAGACGGCGAUACACCCCUACACGAGGCCCUCAGACACCACACACUCAGCCAAUUGAGACAAUUGCAAGACAUGCAAGACGUCGGCAAACUGUUGAUGGGUUUGGGUUCGCACGGCUCCGAGAAGAAGAGCAGCGCAUCCAUCGCCUGCUUUCUCGUGUCAAACGGCGCCGAUUUGAACAUCAAAAACAAGAAGAAUCAGACACCGCUUGAUCUCUGUCCCGAUCCUAACCUCUGCAACACAUUGAAUAAAUGCCAUAAAGAGAGGCUCUGUGGCGGACAACCGCCCGCCUCUCCCGUCUCUGUCAGCUCACAGACAGAACAGGAAACUCUUGAAGAAUGUAUGGUCUGUUCCGACAAUAAAAGGGACACAUUGUUUGGUCCGUGCGGUGAGUAUUUUGACAUUAAAUUUAUUUGUUGA
Medioppia subpectinata is the source of this 687-nucleotide messenger RNA. Lineage: Eukaryota; Metazoa; Arthropoda; Arachnida; Sarcoptiformes; Oppiidae. The record is from the annotation of a GenBank genome assembly.